AUCUUUCUUUACAAAGGUUAAGGUCGUUACAAUACACAGUUGCAAACUGCUGACAAAACAUGUCCGGGGAGUUUGAAAGCAUUGAGAAGUCGCUGGAAAAGCAUCUUCCUCCACAAGAAUUUGCAGAAGUGAGGAGAAUCUUGUUUGGAAAGGAGUUAAGGGCAUUAGACUUUUCUUCGGAGACUAGACAUCUUUCAGACAAGAAGAACUUUGAGCUGAAGGGCUAUGCCUUCACAGCAGCUGAGGAAAGCCUCCGAACAGCCCGAAUUGUUCGAGUCGGACUGAUUCAGAACAAAAUAGUUUUACCAACUACAGCACCCGUCCCACAACAGAUUGAGUCCCUUCAUCAAAGAAUAUCUGAGAUCAUUGAAGUGGCUGCUCAGUGUGGAGUCAAUGUUAUUUGUAUGCAAGAAGCAUGGACCAUGCCUUUUGCAUUUUGCACAAGGGAGAAGCAUCCAUGGUGUGAAUUUGCUGAGCCAGCAGAAACUGGAGCAACGACACGAUUAUUGCAGGAGCUGGCCAAGAAGUACAAUAUGGUCAUUGUGUCCCCCAUCUUAGAACGUGACGAGGAGCAUGGAGAUAUUCUAGCCAAUACCACAGUUGUGAUUUCUAACACUGGUAAAUACCUUGGAAAAUCCAGAAAGAACCACAUACCGCGUAUUGGUGAUUUCAAUGAGUCAACAUAUUACAUGGAGGGAAACACCGGGCACAAAGUUUUUCAGACACAGUUCGGAAGAAUUGGUAUAAAUAUCUGCUUCGGACGUCACCACCCCCAGAACUGGAUGAUGUACGGCGUCAAUGGAGCAGAAAUUGUCUUCAAUCCCUCGGCAACUGUCGGAGCCCUUAGUGAGCCCAUGUGGCCUAUUGAAGCUAGAAGUGCAGCCAUUGCAAACAGUUACUUUGCCUGUGCCAUUAACAGAGUGGGAACGGAGACUUUCCCAAAUGAAUUUUCAUCUGGCGAUGGGAAACCAGCACAUAAAGAUUUUGGUCAUUUCUAUGGGUCCAGCUAUGUGGCAGCUCCAGAUGGCAGUAGAACUCCUGGGUUAUCCAGGACAAAAGAUGGACUGUUGGUAGCUGAGCUGGACCUUAAUUUGUGUCGUCAGGUCAAGGACAGAUGGGGAUUUAGAAUGACACAGAGAUUAGACCUGUAUGCAGAAUCUCUAGCGAAAGCUGUGCAACCCGAUUUCAAGCCUGAUAUUGUGACUGAAAAAUGAGUUGUGAGGAAGUAAAUGGAACUGAUGAACAUUUCGGAGCCCAUUACAUUUAAGGUGGAUCACUACACCAAAAUUUUAUUUGAUGGCUCAUUAGAGAAUCUCAUAUGAAUCAUGAUUUCACCUUGAAAGGGUGAUGCAAGCUCUCAGUUAUUUGAUACGAAUAUUUUGUGUUUAUCCAGAAUAAUAAAAAAGGUGUUUUAUUUGCAAAUAAUUAAGAGUUCAAAUUUUGCUGUGAUUUGAUGCAUGAUAUAAAUAUUUACUAAAACAUGCCAAGAAGACUCAGAUAAUGGUAAAUGUUCUAAUUUUUUAAAUAAAAAAUAUUUAUGAAAAUAAAAAAACAGUUUUUGUUAAUAUUUUUUAAAUCUGUGACUAAAAUCUUCAAGAGGCAUGUGAAUUAGAAGGACAAAAAGAUGUAUAAGACAAAUAUAUUUUAUGAAGAAAUUGAAAUGGACAAAAUUCAGAAAUACUUGUGUAUUGUGAUUUUGUAAAAUUUGAACCAACAAGCCAUGAAAUAAAAUUUUGGUGUAGCGAUCUUAAACAGUCCCUUGGAACAUAUCCCACAUAUUUUGUUUAUUUUUAUGUAAUUUCAGUUGUAUGCGAAAUGUUACACCCUAUAGAUUUGGACAACCACCCCUACCCUGGAAACUUGGCAGGUGGACCUGCCUUUUAAAAAUUUCUAGAUUCACAUCUACAAAUGUUAUUGCAUAUGCUCAUGUAGCCAGAAUAUGAAUGUAAAGACGGGUAUAUUUGUUCAAUUUUGAAUUCUUUUGCUAGUAAUUUAGUAAAACUGUAUUAAGCUAGUACCCAGGUCGUAUGUAAUAAGAACAAUUAUAUACUACGUAUGUAUUUGAUAUAACUGUACUCAAUCUAGUCAUUUUUCAUAGUGCUCAUAGUUACUGGUUAAUAAGACAAUGUGAAAUAUAAAUGUGUUUGCAUAUUUAUGAAGAGUAUGAAUAUUGACCUUCAUAUACACAACAUUUGAUUGUCAAUAAAACAACAAAGGCAUGAAAAUUUA
This is a messenger RNA of Ostrea edulis (European flat oyster), 2229 nucleotides long. RefSeq names its product beta-ureidopropionase-like. The transcript has 15 exons. Gene Ontology annotation, molecular function: beta-ureidopropionase activity. The record is from RefSeq and is a predicted model, not a curated record. NCBI's taxonomy places the organism in Eukaryota, Metazoa, Mollusca, Bivalvia, Ostreida, Ostreidae. Bases 60 to 1214 code for a protein of 384 amino acids.